GACCUGAACAGCAGCCAGCUAACCUCUGACUCCUACUACAUUCCCGUGACCCCUGACCAUCGACCUUUGACCGCUCCACCAGAGGAUGAGCUUUCAUUCGCCGACAUCAUGGAGAUCCACCGUGCGAAAUACCAGCGCUCCGUGUCUGCUGUGGAAUCCCCCAUUCGUCAGAGCCCAAGAAGUCCGACCAAAAGUUACGCCAGUAAUUACGCAAUGUACCAUGGGAAGAGUCCGCUGAGGGAUUAUGAAAACGAUGAUGGCGUUGCUCAACAAGAGCAUUAUGGGAUGCCAGAAGCAAGGCAUUAUGAGAGGGUCCCUGCUAAUUACCUUGGAGCAUCUCCAAGGUCAUCGCCAAGGACAAAAGAGAGAAGGUAUGAAAGGUACGAUGCGAGGCCUGAAGGACAGAAAAGAGAGACGUCUCCUCACCUCUCUCCUUCUUCAAGAGUCCUGCGGUACGACACACCUGACUCCAGACCUGCGGCAGGACUAAGAAGCUCACCUGACAGGUACAGGACAGGUAAAGAUGAGAGGCUAUCCCAGCAUGCCUCGCCCACAGCGAGACAGUCAAGGUAUGAUGCGUACGAUGCUCAGGCUGUGGGCACACCGAAAAACGUUCCAGCGUCCACCGACUCUCCAGCAAAAGACAAACCAUUUUCUAUCCAAGAUCCAAGCUCAGGAAGGAGUGCCUUCAGAUCACCAAAGCCACAGCUGGUCCAAAAUCCCGAUACCUCAGCAUAUGCCAACUAUGAUGCCAGACCUGUUGGACACGCACCCACAGUGAAACCGACAAUGAACAGUCCCCCUGCCACAAAAGUUCAAUCCCCUGUGCCCGUGAAACACAGACCGAAAGUUAAGAGUCCCGGCAAGAGUCCUAUCAGUCCCAAAAAUGUCAGCAAGAAGAGGAUGUUUCCUUACGACCGCAAACCCAGCACUGACAGCGACUCUGAGAACAUAAAACCAGGCGAAUCCUUCCCUGCUAAAGAACUGUCUCAUGUCAAGGAUAUCGUCUCAGGAAAGAGAAUUAAAAAGGCAUCAACACAGCCUGAGGGAGAAAGACGAGGUGUAGAAGAUCUCAGCCCGAUGCUCGGGAAGAAAAGCGAGCUUCCCAAGUGGGCACAGCUGGAGGGAGAGCUGAAGAGUUCAUCCAGUUUUGAGAUCAGCUACGACCAGAUCAAGAAGAUCACCGACCAGGAGGUCAAACAGACGAAAGCUGCCACUCAAAUCCAGUCCUGGUGGAGGGGGGUGUACACCAGACAGAACAGCCCGCGGGUGGGGAAGGUACGGAGCCAGAUCCGGGCGAAGAGGGCUGAGGACCACGUCAGGAGGCUGGGGACUGAGCUGGACAAGUGCAAGCAGCAGUACGAACAGGAGAGGCAGGUGCGGCAGCUGCAGAUGGAGGCUAUUAAGUAUCUCUGGAUGCAGGUCCAAAGCCUUCAACAGUGGCGAGAAGAGCAACUGAAGAAGGAAGAAGACGUCAAGCGGACGCUGAGAAAAUCCAUCGAGAAAGAAAACUCAGAACAACCAGAAAAAACAGCCAGUAGCUCCUCCGAGUCUUCCCAGGCAGAAACUGCGGAGGUGGGAGAAGGGAAAGCUGAGUCAGUGAAAGAGAAAGUAAGGUUGGGAGAAGUUGGACCUGGCGAGAAGUUUGCAGGAAGUCCGCUGCAGACUGACAAAGAGAGGCAGCUGGAAAACAGGUGUGCUGAUUUACAGAGACAGGUUCUAAGACUCCAAGAGGCUCUGCUUGCUCUGUCUGACCAUGUCUUUAAGGAACAAGACAAGGAAGAAGACGAGACAAAGGUUCCUUCAGUACCAAGUGAAGAUAGAGGGAUUCAACUAGCAGCCAUGGAACUGGCCAAUCAGAGCACUUUUAUCCCAACCGAUGGAGACCAGCCUGUGACAGCUUCACCAGCCAAUCAGAUUGGAAGCAUGGUGAUGGCUUCCCCACCCCCUCCCCCCGGCUUCCCCACCCCCCCUCGUGCCUUACGGAUCCAGAAGAGCGGAGAAUCGGGCAUCAUCAUCGCCUGGCAACCGUCGCGAGUCCCCGGCAGUCUGGAGACGGUUACAGAGUACAGGAUAUUUGUGGACUCCACACUGAGUGGCACGGUUGAUGGUAAGAAGACUCGUGCUCUGAUCGAGGGGUUAGACCCACAGGAAACCUACAGAAUCUCUGUCCGGGCGGUUUCGAGGGCCGGAGAGUCUCUGGACUCGAACCCUGUGGUGGCUCAGAUCGCCAUAGCAACCUCCAUGACUGACAGCAGCAGCUCCGACUCUGAGUCCGAGCUCAGCAGAACCGUGGAGGAGGUUAAGGAGAAUCUGUCGACCGGUCAGAAAGUGCCUUCAGCGGAUGAAGGAAAGACGGAUGCAGUUCCAGAAGCAGAGAAUCUUAAAGACUUACAUGUAAGUGGUGAAAAGACUUCUUCAGGUUUGAAGCCACAAGAAACAAACAUUUCACAAAGUGGAGACAAAACAAACAGCAAAGAACAGCCUGAGUCAAAGAUGACUGAAUCUGCGGAUGAGCAGACACAGGAAGGUCUUGGGUACCACCCUGUGAGGCAGGAAAGUAUUGAUAUAGAGAUCGUUGAGGAGAGAAGACCUUCGCAACAAGUCGAUGUGGUACAGAAACUCCUGCAGGCGAUCAAGGCAGAAGAUGACCAGGACAGCAACCGUAGCACUCCUGUUGAGGAGUUGGAUCCUAUAAAACUUCACUUGGUGCAGAUCGAGGACUCACUGGAUUCCUCAAUACAAGAGCUGCAGAAGAGUUUGCCUGCUUCUCCCAAACAGACAUCAGCCCCUGAUUCGCCAGCAGUAGGUUUCUUUCAGGCAAACAUAGCUCGACGUUCGACUUCACCUGAUUCUUCACAGUUAGACUCAGAUUUAGUACAGCUGAGUGAUUCCCUGAGUAGCUCGAUUGAAGCAGUCAAGGAGACACUGAAGAAAGAGGAUAAGACUUCUCCCGAAACAAGUUUGCAAGGAGACUCAUCAGACUUACAAGGAACAAGCAGUAACCAUAGUGACCAAGACAGUGAACAGCAGCCCACUCAAGAAAGUCAGCCACCUCCACUUCACAGCAUCUUGCAGUCAUCUCUGAGAAAAUCUGCAUCUUCAAAGGAUCACCUUGGAAAGCCUACCUCAGACAGUUCCUUCCAGGAUUCGGGUAUUGCGAGCCCUUCUCUGUUAGAGAGUCCUGUGCAGCAAAACAUUGGAACAGCCAGGAAAAUCUCAGAAGACAGCUCUGACCAGGUGUCAGAAAAAUCUUUGCAAGAAGAGAAAGUUGACAAACCUAUGGAGAGGCCACAAGAUAAACAGCCAAUGGAACUCAGUGACUCAACCACGGCAGCUUGUCCAAGUGAAACAUCACUUCAAACAGCAAAACCGCAACAACCAGUUGAUUUGCUUGAGUCUACAAAUGUAAGCAAGUCUGAGCCAACCUUACAAACAGAGAAGGUGCAGGCAGCUACAAAAGAUGUCACCUCUGUGCCUCAGAAGCCAGAGAGCGCACAAAGCCAGACACAACAACUAGGCUUACCUAGACUGAGUGUUGGAGUAUCACCAAGCUCUUCCCUUCAGAUUACCAACAAGUCCGCGGAGGAAUCUUCACCAUUAAAUCCUGUGAAAGAGGCCGCCACAGGGUCUACAAGACGCCCUGUGAAGCUACAAACGUCUUUAAGAGACAGGUCUCUGUCAGAAGGAGAAGAAAAAGGCGCUUCUGGCUCUGACAAGGGAGCUAGUGCCAGUGGGACAUUGUCGAGGGAAAGGACUCGGUCAGUGGGAUCUGAAAAGGACGACACUCCGUCACUCCAGUCCCCCACUGCCAUUCCCCGACCAGUUCUGUUCAAAACAUCACCAAGGAAAGACAAGUCAAGCCCCUUGUCAACAUCAGUGGAGGAUUUGACCUUGGCGGCCCGCAGAGCACGUUCAAGGUCAUCCUUCUCUCCGACCAAGAGCCCUCUCCGGUCGAGGUCCAUCUCUCCCAAUAAGCCAAUCAAAGGCAGCCGCAUCCCCGUCCGCAGCAAAUCAGAGAAGGAGCUGAGCAAAACCUCCUGAAUCAGCCAAUCACAGGAAGGUUGGCAAAGUGUUGACCAAUCAGGAGACCAUCUUCGGAGACUUUCCAUUUUAAACCUCCUGAACCAGCCAAUCACAGGAAGGUUGUCAAAGUGUUGACCAAUCAGUAAACCAGUUUCUGAGACUUUCCAUUUUAGCCAAUCACAAAGCAGGGUUGACAAGCUGUUGACCAAUCAGGAAACCAGUACUUUCCAGUCCAGCCAAUCUCAGUCGGGCUGGAAAACUCUUGACCAAUCAUAAUACCUAAAGACAUUUCUAUUCAUCCAAUCACAAAUUAGCUGAAAAGUUGGAAGGGAAGUCUACUUUUCCUGUGAUCCAAAAAUAAUUUUGCAGACCAGUUUACAGACCACUGCAACUUUUCUUAAAAUGAAAAUGUGAAAUAAUUCUCUAUUCCUGUAUGUACAUACGAGUGGUUGAAAACAUUAACUUUUUUGUGCUUUCCUCCAAAAAAUCAUUCAUGUGAGAAAUGGACACUUCUUUGUUGUCGUUAUUGUAUUGAUUUUAAGAAUAUUCUAGCUAUGAA
Branchiostoma floridae (Florida lancelet) is the source of this 4585-nucleotide messenger RNA. RefSeq lists its product as uncharacterized. NCBI's taxonomy places the organism in Eukaryota, Metazoa, Chordata, Leptocardii, Amphioxiformes, Branchiostomatidae. Gene Ontology annotation, molecular function: protein binding. The coding region runs from base 109 to 4044 and encodes 1311 amino acids. The record is from RefSeq and is a predicted model, not a curated record. The transcript is spliced from 9 exons.